CCAAAUAAAUCGAUACCAGCGCUGUUUUGAUUGAACCAAAUCAUGGAAAAACAUAAAAUAACGACUUUUUUGAUUACUGGACAACCAGGAGUUGGCAAGACAACUUUGGUUCGUAAAAUAUGCGCCAAAUUGAGAGAACAGCACAAACUACAAGGCUUUUAUACCGAAGAAGUGCGAGAAAAUGGACAGCGAGUUGGAUUUGAUGUGGUUACUAUUUGUGGCACACGUGGUAUAUUAGCCCGCGAGAAGUCCAUAGAUAAUGUACGUCGCCCCAAGGUUGGCAAGUACUCGGUUUACGUAGAGGAUUUUGAGAAGCUGACGCAGCCACUGCUUAAAUUACCUGGCCAAGCGCAACAGCUGAUGAUUCUGGACGAGAUUGGCAAAAUGGAGCUGCUUAGCAAACGUUUUGAGGCUGCCGUGAAUGAGUUGCUACAACAAAAGCAACUCCUGCUGGCAACGAUUCCUUCACAGACCCGUCAACCCAUUCCGCUGGUGGAACGGCUUAAAUGUUUGCCUGGCGCAACACUUUACCAGGUGACAAAAGGCAAUCGAGAUUCUUUGGUUAACGAAAUUGCAGAUCAUAUUUUUAAAUCACUGCACUUAACUAACUUCUCUCAAUAUUAGUCGGCAAGUCAACACUUGAUAAAAA
This is a messenger RNA of Drosophila innubila, 649 nucleotides long. RefSeq names its product nucleoside-triphosphatase THEP1. The record is from RefSeq and is a predicted model, not a curated record. Bases 43 to 624 code for a protein of 193 amino acids. Gene Ontology annotation, molecular function: ATP hydrolysis activity. The transcript is spliced from 2 exons. Lineage: Eukaryota; Metazoa; Arthropoda; Insecta; Diptera; Drosophilidae.